AUGCCGGCAAUCCACUCGUCCGAAUUUUGCACCACUUCGCAGCAAGAAGAUCGUAUGUGGAACAACACUGUUAAUGACGCUAUAGAGCUGGGAGACCAAGUUGCAUCGGACGAAGCGGACAAUCCUCUUCCCGUAUUAGAACGAUCCGCGGAGUUCGUCAACCUACGAGACGAAGGCUUUUCUCCUAAAGAGGCUAUCGAAGCCUUCCUCGGAAUACGCCUCGACAAGCCUCGAGUCAAGAAGCUCCACGACGAAUUCUCCCGCGAACUACGAACGAGGUUCUGUCUGAACGCUAUCUUCGUCUGCCUGGUCACGGGUAUCCUAGCUCCUCUAAUUCCUUGGUUGCUAUCCCAAUUCGGAAACAAAUAUCCAUUGGUAGUCUCGAAAUGGACGCCAGGAUGCGGCAUCAGCCUUCUCGGGAUAUCGGCUAAUGCCAUCUAUAGGGGGGAGGUGGCUCGUCAAGCGGAAAGGCUGUACCAUGAAUGUCGAUCUUUUGGAGGAUGUAGCAACGACAUCUUCGAAAGAACCUUUCCCGAUGCAGCAGUUAGUAACGCCGACUGCCCGUUCACUGGAGAAGUAUGUAUCGAUGGCCAGCUUGGUGUACGCGUGGAACGCCACCUUCUUCCACAAGAUAUAGGGUACAAUUCUGCAUCAGAACUAUCUUUCCACCGUGCACUCUCUUGCCUACCUCUCAACACCGAUCCCUUCAUCAGGCCUCCCAAAGAUGGGGAAGGCGAAUCCUGCUCAGGCCGGCUUUUCUUCCAGGACGACCGCAUCGCCAACAUCAACAUUAUUAUGGAUUACACGGCUCAAUUAUGUGCAUCUAACGGACCAAACAAAUUCUCUUCAAACUUCUCAGGGUGGGACGGCGUGUACAACGACAAGAGGCAUGCGAGGAGCAUAGACGAAUUCGUCCCAGACCGCGAGGUCACUGCCCCAGGCUGCGUAGAGCAGUUCCGCCUCUACUAUCCGGGGAACAAGUGCUCAUCCUGGAUGGGAAACGCCAUUGAUGAUUUGUAUGUCGAAGAAAAGAACGGACGUUACAACGGCGUCAUUCCUUCGGACUUGUUCACUCUCUAUCAUACGCUCUUCAUUAGCGCCUCGGUUGCUCGGUAUCUCAGCCUCAACAUUAACUUCAUCCUCGCCAAAUCGGGCCACAGAACGCGCCGAGUGGGUUUCAUCGACAACGCCGCGCAGUGGCAGAAGGAAGUCAGGGCGUGGUUUGACACCGCCUACGUGUUUGCACAUAGGGAUUUGUUCAACAUGAUCGUGUUCCAGCGGGCGAGAAUCUUCGCCGAGAUCCCUUCUUUUCGCGACAUGGACUAUACAAACUUCAACGUCUUUUGGACUAUCUUCUGGCUCUUGCCGAUAUCGUUGCCUGUACUCUGGGACCUGUGGAGGAAGAAAUUCCAUUGGGAUACGAUAUACAUCUUGUCAAUGAAGACGGUGAAAUUAUUAUGGAAGACCGCAAAAAGGAUAUAUAAGCUUUUGACGAAGGCUGCGAAGGAGGUGUACGAACUCUCGACGGAAGCUGCGAAAAAGGUAAAAACACACGUUACGGACGUUGCGGAACACGUAUAUGAGAUCUUCCAGACCUUCAAAGAGGCGGUUAAGAUCACGCUGCCAGCCGUUCGAGGCUCAGUGGUUGAUAUAUUCGCCCUCUUCUCCUUCCCCUCCUUCUGGACAAAUAUGAGAAGACGCGCCGGUCUCGCAUCGCAACCUGCACACUAA
Trematosphaeria pertusa is the source of this 1731-nucleotide messenger RNA. RefSeq lists its product as uncharacterized. The record is from RefSeq and is a predicted model, not a curated record. The coding region runs from base 1 to 1731 and encodes 576 amino acids. The transcript has 4 exons. NCBI's taxonomy places the organism in Eukaryota, Fungi, Ascomycota, Dothideomycetes, Pleosporales, Trematosphaeriaceae.